Messenger RNA from Toxorhynchites rutilus septentrionalis, 954 nucleotides. Its product is annotated as cuticle protein 8-like. Lineage: Eukaryota; Metazoa; Arthropoda; Insecta; Diptera; Culicidae. The record is from RefSeq and is a predicted model, not a curated record. Gene Ontology annotation, cellular component: extracellular matrix. The transcript is spliced from 2 exons. Bases 33 to 719 code for a protein of 228 amino acids.
ACAGAGAAGGCGUAAACAAAUUCUGCGAUAGCAUGGCGUUCAAAUUCGUUAUUUUCGCUUCUUUGGUAGCAGCUGCUUCUGCUGGAUUGAUUCCAGAGCAUGGAUAUGCCACCUCUCAUCAGAUUUCGAACAUUCAGCAUCACGCUCCAGCUCUGCAUCAUAUUGCUCCAGUUCAGCACAUUGCUCCAGUUCAUCAUGUGGCCGCUGUUCAUUCUGCUCCACUCCAUCAUACCAUCGUGAAGGAAGUCGAACAACACGCUCCAGCCAAUUACGAAUUCUCGUACUCUGUUCAUGAUGAGCAUACUGGAGAUAUCAAGAGCCAGCACGAGACUCGCCACGGGGAUGAGGUCCAUGGACAGUACAGUCUUCUGGAUUCGGAUGGCCACCACCGCAUUGUUGACUAUCAUGCUGAUCAUCACUCCGGAUUCAACGCCGUUGUCCGUCGUGAACCAACCCACGUCAAGAUUGCCCAGCCAGUGCAUAAAGUGGUCGCUCAACCAAUCCAUUUGGCUUCUCAUCACGCCGUUGCUCCUCUGUCCCACGCCACCAUCUCACAUCAUGCCACUCCGGUGGCUCACAUCACCCAUGCUGCUCCUAUUGCCCAUAUCUCGCACCAUUCAGCUCCAUUGACCCACGCCUCUCUGACGCACGUUGCCCCAAUUGCCUACCAGAGCCAUGGACAUCUGGCUCCAAGUCAUCUUAGUCACCAUCAUUACUAGAAUGUAAACAUUUAUCGCGAGAAUUUAUUGCCCUAAGGACCUGAUUAUGUGAUAUAGUCAAAUGAAAUAAAACAAUCAUAUUGAAGUACGAUAGUUAUCAUUGGUCUAGGUGCUACGGACAAACUCAGUUUUGUUGAUAAGUUUGACUAAGUACUUCACGGUUUUUUUUCUGAUAAGGGACAUUCUUUUGAAACAUGAAAUUCUAUUCAAAGUAUCUUUAUCGGAAGCUACAAUC